Onychomys torridus (southern grasshopper mouse) is the source of this 5119-nucleotide messenger RNA. It is a transcript of the gene Acsl6, whose product is annotated as acyl-CoA synthetase long chain family member 6. NCBI's taxonomy places the organism in Eukaryota, Metazoa, Chordata, Mammalia, Rodentia, Cricetidae. Bases 333 to 2426 code for a protein of 697 amino acids. The record is from RefSeq and is a predicted model, not a curated record. The transcript has 21 exons. Gene Ontology annotation, cellular component: endoplasmic reticulum; membrane. Gene Ontology annotation, molecular function: arachidonate-CoA ligase activity. Gene Ontology annotation, biological process: long-chain fatty-acyl-CoA biosynthetic process; very long-chain fatty acid metabolic process; long-chain fatty acid metabolic process.
AGUGGAGGCCUUGAGGGGCCAACAACUCCUCACAGAGCUGCUCUGUGCCUUGGUCCCUGCAAGACUUGCUCCCACAGCCACCGGGGAGCGACUGUUCCCACAGUUAAUGCCUCUACCACCACCCAGCUUCUCAGGGCAGGCGGCUGUUGCCAUCAGCUGUCCCCAGGGGCAGGGCCUUCGCAACUUUUGUACUUUGAUCAAGAUGUGGUAACCUCUUUCCCUGGGCUCCAUAAGCCCUAGAAAGGGAAGCUGGUUCUAGCAGGACCAGCUCAACCACCUCCUCAGUGCCUGGAGCCUUCUGGAAAGAGAUUGUCCUCUCACUUCUGGAGAAGAUGCAGACCCAGGAGAUCCUGAGGAUCCUGCGGCUCCCCGAGCUAGGGGACUUGGGCCAGUUUUUCCGCAGCCUCUCAGCCACCACCCUCGUGAGCAUGGGUGCUCUGGCUGCCAUCCUCGCCUACUGGCUCACUCACCGGCCAAAAGCCUUGCAACCACCAUGCAACCUCCUGAUGCAGUCAGAAGAAGUGGAGGACAGCGGUGGAGCUCGGCGAUCUGUGAUUGGGGGAAGCACUCAGUUGCUUACCCACUACUACGAUGAUGCCCGGACAAUGUACCAGGUGUUCCGCCGUGGGCUUAGCAUCUCAGGGAAUGGGCCCUGUCUUGGCUUCCGGAAACCACAUCAGCCUUACCAGUGGCUUUCCUACCAAGAGGUGGCCAACAGGGCUGAAUUUCUGGGGUCAGGACUUCUCCAGCAUGAUUGUAAAGUGGGCACAGAGCAGUUCAUUGGUGUUUUUGCACAGAAUCGGCCAGAGUGGAUCAUUGCAGAACUGGCCUGCUACACGUAUUCCAUGGUGGUGGUUCCACUCUAUGACACCCUGGGUCCAGGGGCUAUCCGCUACAUCAUCAAUACAGCGGACAUCUGCACGGUGAUCGUGGAUAAACCUCAGAAGGCCAUACUUCUGCUGGAGCAUGUGGAGAGGAAGGAGACUCCAGGGCUGAAGCUGAUCAUCCUCAUGGAGCCAUUUGAUGAUGCCCUGAAAGAGAGAGGACAGAAGUGUGGGGUGAACAUCAAGUCUAUGCAGGCCAUAGAGGACUGUGGCCAAGAGAAUCACAAGGCCCCUGUGCCUCCACGGCCUGAUGACCUCUCGAUCGUGUGUUUCACGAGUGGUACAACAGGGAACCCCAAAGGUGCGAUGCUCACCCAUGGGAACGUGGUGGCUGAUUUCUCUGGCUUUCUGAAAGUGACAGAGAGUCAGUGGGCUCCCACUUGUGCGGAUGUGCACUUUUCCUAUUUGCCUUUAGCACACAUGUUUGAGCGAAUGGUGCAGUCUGUUGUCUAUUGCCAUGGAGGCCGUGUGGGCUUUUUCCAGGGAGACAUCCGACUCCUCUCAGAUGACAUGAAGGCUCUCCGCCCCACCAUCUUCCCUGUGGUCCCACGGCUGCUGAAUCGGAUGUAUGACAAGAUCUUCCAUCAGGCAGACACCUCAUUAAAACGCUGGCUCCUGGAGUUCGCAGCAAGACGAAAGCAGGCCGAGGUCCGGAGUGGAGUCAUCAGGAACAACAGCAUCUGGGAUGAGCUCUUCUUCAGUAAGAUCCAGGCCAGUCUUGGGGGGCACGUGAGGAUGAUUGUUACUGGAGCAGCCCCCGCAUCACCAACAGUUCUGGGAUUCCUACGAGCAGCUCUGGGGUGCCAGGUCUAUGAAGGUUAUGGGCAAACGGAAUGCACAGCUGGGUGUACCUUCACAACGCCAGGAGACUGGACCUCAGGGCAUGUAGGGGCACCUCUGCCUUGCAAUCAUAUCAAGCUGGUUGAUGCAGAGGAACUCAACUACUGGACCAGCAAAGGAGAGGGAGAGAUAUGUGUGAAAGGUCCAAAUGUGUUCAAAGGCUACUUAAAAGAUGAGGACAGGACAAAGGAGGCCCUGGACAGCGACGGCUGGCUUCACACUGGGGACAUCGGGAAAUGGCUGCCGGAGGGAACCCUUAAAAUCAUCGAUCGAAAAAAGCACAUAUUUAAACUUGCUCAGGGGGAAUACGUUGCACCAGAGAAAAUUGAGAACAUCUACAUCCGGAGUGAGCCUGUGGCACAAAUCUAUGUCCAUGGGGACAGCUUAAAGGCCUUUUUGGUUGGCAUUAUCGUGCCUGACCCUGAAGUCAUGCCUUCCUGGGCUCAUAAGAAAGGAAUCAGAGGGACCUAUCAGGAGCUUUGCACAAAUCAGGAGCUGAAGAAAGCCAUUCUGGACGACAUGGUGGAGUUGGGGAAGAAAAGUGGACUCCAUUCCUUUGAACAGGUUAAAGCCAUUUACAUCCAUUGUGACAUGUUCUCAGUUCAAAACGGUUUGCUGACACCAACACUGAAGGCUAAGAGACCCGAGCUGAGAGAGUACUUCAAAAAACAAAUAGAAGAGCUUUACUUGGUCUCCAUGUGAAGCUCAAGGAGGGUUCUUCUCAGUCCAAUGAACUUUGCAGCAAUAUUACGGUUAUUCUUGAAAGAGAGGAAUCGGAGGGACGCAGCUGAUAAGGAAUGAGCACCCGAUCUUGCGACUGAGCCUUUCCCAACCCAUGAAGUCUCUAACAAUAUUUUCUCUACCAUCACCAAGUAUACUUUAUUUUUAUUAAAUGAUAUUGUAGCAAGCUGCUAAAAAUAUUGCAAAUGGCAAUGUAAAAACAAAUCAAGACAUUUUCUCAUGAACUGUGUACCACUAAAAGUAAUAUAUUCGCAAUGUUCACAGAAUUCCAUUAAACAUAAAGGAAAAACCAUAACUGAUAUAUUGUACUUAAUUAUUUGUGGAAUAAUAACCAGAUACAGCGAAUGUCUAGGCAAUGUGGACUACCUCAUUAAAUAACCGUCAAAGGUCGCAGUUAGGGCAGACUCAAAACUUAAAGCAAGAUGUGGGAAGUCACGCCCAAACAAAACAUGGUAGUUUGCAUGUGACCUGACUUCCAUCCUCUAACAUGACCAUCCUUGUUGAUGCAAAAGCCUUCUGUCUGAUUUUUACUUUUAUAUAAAAAAUGGAAAUGUAGAUGUUCUUUUUAAAAGUAUUAUAUUUAUUUAAUAACUCCCAAAGUUCUUUCAGUACAUUUUCUCGUUGAUCAAACUCACUGAAAUAUUCAGAAUCUACAUAAAAAACUACAUAUAAGGUAUGUGUAUUUACAGAAUUCUUACCAUAACAAAGCUUAAAAGAUAUCUGUUGACUUCAGCAAAUGGAGUCGUGGCAAAAAACGUAGGGGACGACACUCCGUGAUUUCCCAGGGUGGGUGACAAUUCAUGUACUUGUGUUCCUGCUAGAAUCUUUCCCCUUUCCAUUUUCAGUAUGUCUAUGCCAAGUCUGGGAAACACAGUAUGGCUGAACUUCUGAACAACUUUGCUUUCCCUCUUAUGACUUUUAAGGCAAAUGCCAGGAGGACUAGAUGCUAUUUCCAAAUAACUCUCCAAUGACAUGUAUGGAGCACUUCUUCAAAAUUUUCCCAGAAAACCGUUUAAAUUCAACAUAGAGCAAGACCUGCAAAUGGUAUAAUUCCAUUCUUAGAAUCUCUAGAUGCUACCAAGUUUGACCAUUAAACCUUAAUUAUACCACAUAUUUAGAUGCAUCCUGAAUCUGGGUGCCAUGAUUCUAAUGUCACUAAAAGCCUCGAUACCAUGGACAGCGCAAUUCGGGUCAGCUUUACACAUCCUGUUCCUGAGGAGAGCAAGGUCCCUAGGGAAGUCUUUCUCUUCUGUUGGAACAGGACUCUGAAAGUAUAUGGAGAACUCAGGCAGUUCACAUGACCUUUCCAAAUACAUAUGUGAUCAGUGUGGCAGGACAAGAAUUCCUUAGCCCUGGAGGAAAUCCAACUUGGUUUGUAAGUGAAUGUUGUCAGUUACAACCUGCAUCAUUGUGCAGGCCUGUUGAAUGGUCUCAAUCAGUUUGUAGGUGAAUGUUAUCAGUUAGAACCUGCAUUAUCAUGUAGGCCUGUUGGAUGAUCUCAACCUGUUUGUAGGUGAAUGUUAUCAGUUAGAACCUGCAUCAUCAUGUAGGUCUGUUGCACGGUCUACAUCAUUGAUCACACAUGUGUUUCAAUCAUGCUGAGUCUUGACCUCUGUUUCAAUUGAUAUAGUUAUUCGGGUACUUUUUUUUUAAAAUUCGGGUAUAUUCCUUGGGCAUAAUCUCUCUGAAGACUCAUUGUUGCACUUAUAAAUUUGACUUUGAAUAAAUGAGCAAAUUCUGUUCACAUUAAUUUGUUUCACAGGGUGGAGGAUCAAAACCAGAUCCUUUCACAUGCUAGGCAAGUGCUGUCCUACUGAGCUCCACUCCUAGUGUGCAUUAAAUUUGGAAGACAUUUCUGACUAGACAAAUAACACAUCCAAAGCCACAUGUGGGAAGCACUGGCUUUUUAGAUACUUAAUACAUAUUUGACAACUAAAUUGAAGUUCAUUACCUGAAUUAGAUACUCAUAUUAUUUUAAGGGCAAGAAGUUCUGCAUUUCAAAUAAAAGAAGCUGUUUUCCAUUGUCCUACUUGACUAAAAUCUCAUAGCUGACUUUGAUUCCAACAGAAUUUUUAACAGUGCAAUUUAAGCAAAUUAUUUAAAAAUUUAUCUGUGUUCUAUUUAUUCUUCUUUGUAGUUAGAUGUGAUUAAAUAUGGACAACCUUUGUUUGUUGCUUGUUUCUCAAAAGAUUUUGCAUUUCUAUUGAACUUCCCAAUCUGUGUGGGAACUAUCACACUUCAUGGGAGGGUGCAGAUGUGCUUAGAAAGUCAAUGGUGGGCCUUAAAUGCAUCGUAUACCCUAUUGCUCCUCUGUGAAACACUACUUAAGUUUGUAACAAGAAAGAAAUGAAACAGCAUGUCAUCAAUGGAAAAAUCCUUCUUGCUUCAUAUUUCUCAAUCUUAUCUCAGGUGAUGAAAAAUAAGUUUGUGUUUCUCUUUGACCAAUAUAGGAAAAAGGCUAAGUACUUAAGACUUGUCAUAAUCCCAAUGGGCACCAUAUACUGUUUAAAGUUUGGAGGCCACAGAGACUAAUUUCUUAAUCAUAAAUAUGUUCUUAAAUGUUUGGCAUUUGUAUCUAUUUGUCACUCAAAUGUUCAAAUGUGUUACUAAUUCUCACUUUUUAAAAAAAAAAAAAUCAACCCAGUUUGGGUAAA